CCACCCAGAGGAAUUCGCUAAUCAGUCUAUGACUCCAAGUCUGUGUUGGUCAUCGAUAGAUCCGUCGGUCAGCGGAAUGGAAAUAGCUGAGGAGUUGGACGGGGUGGUGGCGGAGAAAGUCGGUUUGAGCGUGCGGGAUAACGAACUUGAUAUGGACUCAUGUGUGUACUGCUCCCUCUGGAAAAUGCAUUUAUCUUCCCGCGAGACGUUAAGAUUGUUUCAGAAAUCACCCUCGGGCGAGCUUUUCAACGGUACCUUAUUACACGGAUAGACACGGAUUCGAUAGGAAUUACAUUAGCUACUGCCGGGUCGACAACAACCGAUUUCCACGUCCGACUCUUCGAACGUGACUUGCGAUUCGUAAUUCGAUGCCCGGGUGGAAAUUGGCCUUACACUUACACGUAUAUGGUAACACACUCCAAACUCGAACGAAAUAGAUUAUAGAGUACUCGAAUGUACUGGGACCGAUACCACGAACGCACCAGUACCCCGAAUUGCCCUAUAGUAUUCAAAGUGGAUUCAAUUCCGAUUCAUUCAAGGUAUGAGCGGGAUUUAUCAUCUG
This is a messenger RNA of Lentinula edodes (shiitake mushroom), 562 nucleotides long. RefSeq lists its product as uncharacterized. The record is from RefSeq and is a predicted model, not a curated record. Lineage: Eukaryota; Fungi; Basidiomycota; Agaricomycetes; Agaricales; Omphalotaceae. Bases 160 to 444 code for a protein of 94 amino acids. The transcript has 3 exons.